Molecule: messenger RNA, 2232 nt
Organism: Esox lucius (northern pike)
Lineage: Eukaryota; Metazoa; Chordata; Actinopteri; Esociformes; Esocidae
Gene: scrn2
Product: secernin 2
Exons: 9
Coding region: 518-1786 (422 amino acids)
Biological process (GO): proteolysis
Molecular function (GO): dipeptidase activity; cysteine-type exopeptidase activity
Source: RefSeq, a predicted model, not a curated record
UUCAAUCUGCAUUCUCGCAGCUGCAGGUCGUGUCUUGAAUUGAAAGGUAACAUAUUUCUCACAUAAUUGAAACGUAGCAGUACAUGCAAUAGCCCUGUUGAUCAAGUGAUUGCAACGAUAGCGAACCAUUAGAUUGCCGUGACAUGACAGUUGUUUAUCUGUGCAUUUAUGCUUGGUCUACCGAAACCGGGCUAUGACAGCACGGACACUUAGCUACCAGUUAUACACUGUAUGGCGUAGGCCCUGUCUCCUAAUACAUAUUUGACUAAAGCAGCGUACCGGUUUUAAAACCGGAAUAAGACGUCGCUUUUUUUUUCACCGGCAGUUUCUAAUAGGAUAGCGUUGUGAAUAUAUCGCGGUUGGUAUGUAUUGUAGACACAACCGAGAAGACAGCCAUCCGGAUUUGUAAAGAUUACAGAGAUUGCACUACGGUACAGGACUGCUUCCUAAUCUCACUGAGAAUGGAUGGGCAAUUCACUUGUUGAAAGGAAGCCCAUACAGUCUCGUGAAAAACAGGAUGGCCGAGCCUGAGCCGCCCCUCUCAUGUGACUGCUUUGUAUCCUUGCCCCCUGGCUCACAGGAUGAUCACGUAAUCUUUGGGAAGAACUCGGACCGCCCUCGAGAAGAGGUCCAGGAGGUCCUUUAUUACCCAGCUAUGGAUCACCCACCAGGGACUAUGCUGGAGUGCACGUACAUUCAGAUCCCUCAGGCUGAGCAUACCCAUGCUGUGGUCCUCAGCCGACCUGCCUGGCUCUGGGGCGCUGAGAUGGGGGCCAACGACCAGGGUGUCUGCAUCGGGAAUGAGGCAGUGUGGACCCGCGAGGCCAUCGAUCCAGGGGAAGCCCUGCUAGGAAUGGAUCUGGUCCGGUUGGGACUGGAGCGCGGGGACAGUGCCUGGGGCGCGUUGAACGUGAUCACCGGUCUCCUGGAGCGCCACGGCCAGGGUGGACCGUGCCGGGAGGACCCGGCUCCCUUCAGCUACCACAACUCCUUCCUCCUGGUGGACCGCGAGCAGGCCUGGGUCCUAGAGACCGCCGGCAAACUCUGGGUGGCACAGAAAGUCACAGAGGGGGUGAAGAACAUCUCCAACGCGCUGACAAUCGGAACACAGAUCUCAGCCGAGCACCCGGAGCUGAGGAGUGUGGCUCAGGCCCAGGGCUGGUGGAGCGGCGAGGGAGAGUUCUGUUUCAACGAGGUGUUUAAGUCCGAAACCCCCCCCGCCAGGAUGGAACUGGCCAAGAAGCGCUACAGUGCAGGCACCCAGCUACUUCAGCAGCAUGAUGGUGCUGUGACUGCCAAAGUGAUGAUGUCCAUCCUGAGAGACAAGCCCAGUGGGAUCUGCAUGGAUUCCGGAGGAUUCCGCACCACUGGCAGCAUGGUGUCCAUCUUGCCCCGCGACCCCACCCUGCCCUGCAUCCACUUCCUCACUGCCACCCCUGACCCCUCCAGGUCUGUUUUCAAGCCUUUUAUCUUCUCUGAGUCUGUGACCCCAGUGUCGAAGGUGAUCUCCCCACAUUAUGGCCCAGACGACCCGGUCAGGAAGCAGCCCCGCUUCCAGAGCCAAGUGGAACGCAGGCACGACCUGUACAAGGCCCAUGAAGCAGCCCUGCAAACUAUGGAGAUAAAUCCAGAUGCAGGCUCUGUUCUAACAGAGACAUUGAGGAUGUUGGAGGGCCAAUGUCUGACGGACAUAGAAGCCCUGCUUAGUGGAGAAAUACCAGCCGAUGAGGAGCUUGGGGACCUGUUCUUUGAUUGCGUGGACACGGAGAUGAAGUUCUACCAGUGAAGGUUUGCGCCCUCAUGUGGAGACUGCUAUCGCUUUCAGAUGGGCAGGAUGUGACCCCGACACUGCUGCGUUCUGUGCUCCUGUUUGAUUGGCUCCCCUCCCGUCUCACACCCUGACACCAUUCCAUCCAUCAUUGACAGACAGUAAAAUGUCUUAAAGUCCCUUUCGAUUGGACCACGAUAAAUCCUCUGUAUUGCUUUGAGGCUCGCACCCAAUUAGUAUGUAAUAGACCGCCACAGGAAUGUAUGUAGAGCUGUUUGACAUGAAAAGAUCUACUGUAAGUAAGCCAUUUGUAAAAUGUGUUGUUCAUUGUUGCAAGUAAUUGGGGGUUAGUUCACUGACUGCCCAUGUGGGAAUGAACUAAUGAAAAUCAUGAUCUUUGUCUGCUGAUCAGUGCUGUAUUUAUUAACACUGUAGUUGAUUAAAAUAAAGAUGGCACUUUUCAA